AUGCCUUCCUCCAAACUCUUGUCGCUCCUCGCCCUCCUUCCGGCUGCGGCUCUUGCAACCGACAAUGCCUCGGUUCAGCCAUCUGGGCUAGUCCGUCACUCUCUGACUGCUCAAGAGGGUGGUUCGCUUUUCAGCAGACACUCGAAGAGACAACUGGUCACUGAAUCCUCGGCAAAGCGGGCCGGUACAUUCUACACCAUCAACGUCAAGUUCGGGACGCCUGGCCAAAAUGUCCCUGUACAAAUCGAUACCACGCAAUCCGAACUCUUCGCGAACCCUAGAUGUGCCACGUCAUCGAACCCAUCCUUCUGCCAGAGCCAGCAGAGGUUCACCAUGUCGAGCUCCCUCAUCGAUCUUGGGGUGCAAGGUUCGAUGUCUCUGCGCAAUGGUGGCUAUGUCAACUGGCAAUACGUGUCCGAUUACAUCGGUAUCGGAUCCUCUAGGAUCACCCAACAGAUCUUUGGGGUUGCCUACGACAGUUCCGGACCGACGAACGCCAUUCUUGGUCUCGGCCCAUCCCUUCAAGGCUGGACCAAUGGGUAUCCCCUAGUUCUCGACAGUCUCAAGACACAGGGACACAUCAACAGCCGGGCCUGGACUUUGGAUUUGAAGGGAUCUACAAGCCAGAGCGGUUCGGUGAUUUUCGGUGGCAUCGACACCAACAAGUUCAUUGGGGACCUGGUUAAACUCCCCAUUGUCCCUGCCGCGCAAUCUCCUGAUGGGUAUACCAGAUACUGGAUCCGCCUCGAUGGUCUCUCGGUCAGACAGGCCGACGGUUCAGUUGUGGAUGCCUGGGCUAAGCCGGAGGGUGCAGCGGGUCAGCCAUUCGUGAUCGACAGCGGCGCGAGUCUCACUGCCCUUCCCACGUCCAUCUACAGCCAGUUUGUUGCGGCGUUCCCUUCGGCCACGGCUAACGCCGACGGGACUUUGGCUGUUGAUUGCCCUGCUGAGGGUGAGGGUGGAUCUGUCAACUUCAACUUCGAUGGCAAGGUCAUCAGCGUUCCUUUCGGCGACUUUGUGUCUCGUGUGCCCGACACAGACACCUGUCUUUUGGGAGUUUAUGAGGACAGCCUCCCUGUCCUUGGUACCAACUUCCUCAGGGCUGCCUAUGUCGUGUUCGACCAAGACAACCGCAACAUCCAUCUCGCUCAGUCCGCAGAUUGCGGUGCUGAGGCUCUUGUGGCUAUUGGUACGGGUGUCGAUGCUGUCCCAUCGGUUACCGGCGCCUGCCCAGCUCCAGUGACCUCGACCACUACCACCGAGUCCGCUACGACCACAGAGGAGGUGACCUCCACCACUACCGAAGAGUCUGCCACCACGACUGAGGAGGCUACUACCACGACUGAGGAGGCUACUGCCACCACUGAGGAGGCUACUGCCACCACUGAGGAGUCUAGCACCAUCACAGAGUCCGCCACCAUCACAGAGUCCGCCACCAUCACAGAGUCCGCCACCAUCACUGAAUCUGCCACCGAGUCUGCCACCGAGACUGCUACCGAGGCCGAAGAGAGCGAGUGCGAGACAGAGUAUGAGUCGGCUACUGAGACUGCUACCGAAUCGGCCACCGAGACUGCUACCGAGUCGGCCACCGAGACUGUUACUGAGUCUGCCACCGAGACCUCAGUUGCUGAGCCCUCCAUCACUGCGACCCAGACCUCUGCCGCCGAGACCUCGGUUGUGGAGACCAGUUCAUUCCCCAUCACCACCACUGCUGCUCCCCUCCUGACCAUCACGUACACCGAAACUUCGACCUCGACCAUCACCUCAUGCCCUCCUUCAGUUCCCAAGUGUCCUGUCGGCUCCGUCACCGUUGUUACCCAGGUCAUCACAGCUACCACCUCCGUCUGCCCUCAGACCUCGGCCACCUACACCUUCCCUGCUGCCAACCCAUCCGAGGCGCCUGUCGUCGUCACCCUCACCCCGGUCAAGCCGCUGCCCACUCCCGUCACCGUUCCUGGAUGCAGCUGCACCGCUUCUCCAUUCCCUACCGGACUCGCCCCCGGUCAGCCCACAACUUUGGCUACUGUGCCUCACAUCGUCGCCACUGGUGUGCCCCAGGCCCCAGGCGCUGGUGUCCCCAACGUUCCGGGCACUGAUGCUCCCCACGUCCCCGGUUCUGGCGCUCCUCAUGUUCCUGGCUCCGGUGCUCCCCACGUUCCGGGCUCCGGUGCUCCCCAUCUUCCCGGCACUGGCCUUCCCCAUGUUCCUGGCACUGGCCUCGCCCCUGCCCCUACCCAGCCAGCCCAUGGUGGCCACAAUGGUACCAACCCGGUCCCCACCUUUGUUCCUCCUCAGGCUCAGCCCUCUGAGCCCGUGACGGCUGGAUCCGCCAAGCUGUCCAGCGUGAUGAACUGGGGCGCGGCGGCUGUAGUCGGUGGUGUCAUUGCUGCCAUGUUGUAA
Podospora pseudocomata is the source of this 2400-nucleotide messenger RNA. RefSeq lists its product as uncharacterized. NCBI's taxonomy places the organism in Eukaryota, Fungi, Ascomycota, Sordariomycetes, Sordariales, Podosporaceae. The transcript is spliced from 2 exons. Gene Ontology annotation, molecular function: aspartic-type endopeptidase activity. Gene Ontology annotation, biological process: proteolysis. Bases 1 to 2400 code for a protein of 799 amino acids. The record is from RefSeq and is a predicted model, not a curated record.